Molecule: messenger RNA, 2448 nt
Organism: Manacus vitellinus (golden-collared manakin)
Lineage: Eukaryota; Metazoa; Chordata; Aves; Passeriformes; Pipridae
Gene: SH3RF3
Product: SH3 domain containing ring finger 3
Exons: 10
Coding region: 1-2130 (709 amino acids)
Molecular function (GO): protein binding
Source: RefSeq, a predicted model, not a curated record
AUGGCAGGCGUCCCUCGGAGUGGAAGUGCAGGUCAAGGGCUGACUUGGAGGAAGAAUGUUUCUCAGCUUCCCUAUGGCAAAGCCCUCUACACAUAUGAGGGAAAAGAGCCUGGUGACCUCAAGUUUAACAAGGGGGACAUCAUCAUACUGCGGCGGAAGGUGGACGAGAAUUGGUACCAUGGGGAGCUCAAUGGGAACCACGGCUUCUUCCCUGCCAGCUACAUCCAAUGUAUCAAGCCUCUCCCACAAGCUCCACCUCAGGGCAAAGCACUUUACGACUUUGAAAUAAAGGAUAAAGAUCAAGACAAGGAUUGCCUGACCUUCACCAAGGAUGAAAUUUUGACGGUCAUCAGGAGAGUGGAUGACAACUGGGCAGAAGGAAUGCUGGGUGACAAGAUUGGCAUUUUCCCUAUCCUCUAUGUUGAGCUGAAUGAAUCUGCCAAGCAGCUCAUCGAGAUGGACAAGACUUGCUUGGCUGCUGCCUCUGGCUGUGACAUGCCGCUGGCGACAGAGACGGCGGCAGUGGCGGCGGCGGCAGCGGUGGGUCUGGCGCCGUGCUCCACGUUGGCCGGUGCUGGGGCAGCUGGGGCGGCCCAGCGGCAGGUGGAAGGCAAGAAGAAUGCCAAGAAGCGCCACUCCUUCACUGCCCUCAGCAUGACACACAAGUCCUCCCAGGCUGCCAGCAACCGGCACUCCAUGGAGAUCAGUGCCCCCGUUCUCAUCAGCUCCAGCGACCCACGGGCGGCUGCCAGGAUCGGGGACCUCACCCACCUCUCCUCCAGUGCCCCAGCCCAGGAUUCCUCUUUGAUUGGAACAGCCACAGUGGCUGGUCCCAGGACAAGUGCAAUAAUUGGAGAUCAGGGAACACCACCGAAGGUCCAGCUCCCCCUCAAUAUCUACCUAGCCCUGUAUGCCUACAAGCCCCAGAAGAACGAUGAGCUGGAGCUCCGCAAAGGUGAGAUGUACCGGGUCAUUGAGAAGUGCCAGGACGGCUGGUUCAAGGGGACAUCUCUGAGGAGUGGGAUGUCCGGUGUCUUCCCAGGCAACUAUGUGACACCUGUCUCAAGGGUGCCAGUGGGAGCUGGGCAGCCCAGGAACAGCGGAGCUGGAGGAGUUCCGACAACAAAAGUAGCUCCAGGAGCCAUCCACCCCAUCGGGGCCAGUCACACCAAUGUCACCACAACUGUCAGACCAGUUGUUCCUAUCACCACUCCCCAGACACAUCCCCAGCUGCAGGCAGCCUCUCCACAGCUGAAUAACUGCCUGCGGUACUCAGCUCAGCAGCCAGCCAGCCAGCCCCGCAACACCAUGCAGAUAGCCCACCCCACGGUGCCAGCCCCGGACCGACCCACCGCCACGGUGUCACCCCUGCGGACGCCCAGCUCGCCCUCCCGCCUGCCCGCAGCCGCCAUUCGGCCUCACCCCGCCGUGUCCCCCCAGCACGGCCACCAGCCGCCCGCACCAGGGGCCCGGCCCCUCAUCCCCCUCACCUCCGCUGCCGCCGCCAUCACCCCGCCCAAUGUCAGCGCGGCCCACCUCAAUGGGGAGGUGGGCAGUGGGCCCCUGUGUGCCCCCGUCACCCCUGGACCUGCCAGCAAAGCUGAGGAGAGGAAGAACGAGAAGAAGGAGAAGAAGAGUGGGCUGUUGAAACUUCUAGCAGGAGCAUCAACAAAAAAGAAGUCGCGCUCCCCACCAUCUGUGUCCCCCACGCAUGACCCCCAGACAGCCAUCGAAGGAGUUCUGCAAGGAGCAGUGGGACCUGAGCUCUCCUCUCUCUCCAGUCAUGGCCGAGCCGGCUCAUGCCCUAUUGAGAGUGAAAUGCAAGGAGCUAUGGGAUUGGAGCCUCUGCACAGGAAAACAGGCUCCUUGGAUUUGAAUUUUUCCAUCCCUUCUCCUGCCAGGCCACCCCUCUCUUCCAUGGCAGCUAUUCGGCCAGAGCCCAAGCCUUUACCCCGGGAAAGGUACCGUGUUGUGGUCCCAUACCCACCACAGAGUGAGGCUGAGAUCGAACUGAAGGAAGGUGACAUUGUGUUUGUGCACAAGAAGCGGGAGGAUGGCUGGUACAAAGGGACGUUGCAGAGGAAUGGCAGGACGGGCCUCUUCCCCGGGAGCUUUGUCGAGAGCUUCUGAGGAUGAAUCGCCGCUCUCUCAACUGAGGAGCUUUCAGGGGAAACUGCAUAGCACAAGAAGAGACAGCAAAGAGAAACUGGACUGAUAACCACUGCCAUUUUUAUUUCCAAAGACUUCCCCCAGGCCCUUCAGUCUGCAGCUCUGGAGACACAGUGCCCGCUGUGCUCCCGAGACCGUGUGCGGUGCAUACAGUGGUAUGUUGAAGUAGUGCCUUCCACCUGGAAUCACAGACUGAAAGGACGCCCAUCUGGACUGUAGUAACCUAAACUCUGGCUGUUAACCCUUUGUGUAAAUUAUAGAGAAGAUAUCUUUAAAAAA